UGGACUGUGAUGUUUAUUAUUACCACAUUCACAAGCUCUGUGCUCAGUUUGCUUGUCAAAGCUCCAACAUGGAAGUUCAAAAAGCAGGUCUUUUAUUCUGUCUUUUCCUCUUCUCAGGCUGUUUCUGUCAAACGCUCUUGAAUCUGCUCUGUACAGCUGCUGAAGACUGUAUGCACUGCAAUGGAGAAGACUACAGAGGCAAGAUCUCCAUCACUGAGAGUGGAUACACCUGCCAACGCUGGGACUCUCAGACACCACACAAACAUAAUUACAUCCUUUUAUUUUUACAGAACUUGAGGGAGAACUAUUGCAGGAACCCUGGUGGAGAUCCCAGACCCUGGUGUUAUACCACAGAUCCAUCCAAACGCUGGGAGUACUGCUCUAUUCCUCGAUGCACCACUGAACCACCCACAUUUGUACCAGAGCUCACCUGUAGUUCUGAAGUAGGAAGAUAUUACAGAGGAACUAUUUCUGUGACCAAAUCAGGCAAAACUUGCCAGAGCUGGGCAUCUCAAACUCCUCACAAACAUGACAGAUCUUCAGUAAACUACCCAUGCAAAGGUCUUGAAGAGAACUACUGCAGGAACCCUGAUCGUGAAAAAGCACCAUGGUGUUACACCACAGACCCUGAGACCCGCUGGGAACACUGCACUGUGCCCAAUUGUAGAGAUCAACCUGGCUGUUUCUGUCAAACGCUCUUGAAUCUGCUCUGUACAGCUGCUGAAGACUGUAUGCACUGCAAUGGAGACGACUACAGAGGCAAGAUCUCCAUCACUGAGAGUGGAUACACCUGCCAACGCUGGGACUCUCAGACACCACAUCAACAUGAUUACAUCCUUUCAUUUUUACAGAACUUGAGGGAGAAUUAUUGCAGGAACCCUGGUGGAGAUCCCAGACCCUGGUGUUAUACCACAGAUCCAUCCAAACGCUGGGAGUACUGCUCUAUUCCUCGAUGCACCACUGAACCACCCACAUUUGUACCAGAGCUCUUCUGUAGUUCUGAAGAUGGAAGAUAUUAUAGAGGAACUAUUUCUGUGACCAAAUCAGGCAAAACUUGCCAGAGCUGGGCAUCUCAAACUCCUCACAAACAUGACAGAUCUUCAGUAAACUACCCAUGCAAAGGUCUUGAAGAGAACUACUGCAGGAACCCUGAUCGUGAAAAAGCACCAUGGUGUUACACCACAGACCCUGAGACCCGCUGGGAACACUGCAAUGUGCCCAAUUGUAGAGAUCAACCUGUGGAGGGAAGAGAUGUGCUUGAUGCUGAAUCACUGGGCAGUGCUGAAGUGGAGGGAAGAGAUGUGCUUGAUGCUGAAUCGCUGGGCGGUGCUGAAGUGGAGGGAAGAGAUGUGCUUGAUGCUGAAUCACUGGGCGGUGCUGAAGUGGAGGGAAGAGAUGUGCUUGAUGCUGAAUCACUGGGCGGUGCUGAAGUGGAGGGAAGAGAUGUGCUUGAUGCUGAAUCACUGGGCGGUGCUGAAGUGGAGGGAAGAGAUGUGCUUGAUGCUGAAUCACUGGGCAGUGCUGAAGUGGAGGGAAGAGAUGUGCUUGAUGCUGAAUCGCUGGGCGGUGCUGAAGUGGAGGGAAGAGAUGUGCUUGAUGCUGAAUCACUGGGCGGUGCUGAAGUGGAGGGAAGAGAUGUGCUUGAUGCUGAAUCGCUGGGCGGUGCUGAGAUGGAGAUGUCUGCAACAGAAGAUUGUAUGCACUGCAGAGGAGACGACUACAGAGGCAACAUCUCCAUCACUGAGAGUGGACACACCUGCCAACGCUGGGACUCUGAUCCACUAAAUAAAUACACGGCAUCAACAUACCCUGAGAAGAACUUGGAGAAGAACUUCUGCAGGAACCCUGAUGGAGAGCUCAGGCCCUGGUGCUAUUCCACAAAUCCAUCCAAACGCUGGGAGUUCUGCUCUAUUCCCCGAUGUAGAACUGAACCAGCCGCAAUAGUUCCAGAUCACACCUGUAUUACUGGAGAUGGAAGCUCUUACAGGGGAACUGUUUCUGUGACCAAAUCAGGGAAAACUUGCCAGAGUUGGACAUCUCAAACUCCUCACACGCAUGGCAGAACUCCAGACAACUCCCCAUGCAAAGGUCUUGCAGAGAACUACUGCAGGAACCCUGGUAAUGACCGAGCGCCCUGGUGUUUCACCACAGACCCCGAGACCCGCUGGGAAUACUGCAAUGUGUCCAGAUGUCGAGCAUUAAUGAAAUAUUGUCCACUUAGAACCAAAGUUAAUCAAAAUGUGUGUUGUAGAUACCCUGAGAAGAACUUGGAGGAUAACUAUUGCAGGAACCCUGAUGGAGAGCUCAGGCCCUGGUGCUAUUCCUCAAAUCCAUCCAAACGCUGGGAGUACUGCUCUAUUCCCCGAUGUAGUAAGAAAUCACUUUCAGCCUUUUAUUAUAUGAUAUUAUUAAUCAUUGAUCAUCUUUCUCUUGUAGGAACUGAACCAGCCACAAUUGUCCCAGAACACACCUGUAUUACUGGAGAUGGAAGCUCUUACAGAGGAACUAUUUCUGUGACCAGUUUAGGGAAAACUUGCCAGAGUUGGACAUCUCAAACUCCUCAUAAACAUGAUAGAACUGCAGAGAAGUACCCCUGCAAAGGGCUUGUAGAGAACUUCUGCAGGAACCCUGAUAAUGACAGAAUGCCCUGGUGUUUCACCACAGACACCGAAACCCGCUGGGAAUACUGCACUGUGCCCAAAUGUGAUGACCAACCUGAACCUGAAGAUUGUAUGCACUGCAGAGGAGACUACUACAGAGGCAACAUCUCCACCACUGAGAGUGGAUACACCUGCCAACACUGGGACUCAGAUCCAAAAAAUAAAUACAUGCCAUCAAAAUACCCUGAGGAGAACUUAGAGAAGAACUACUGCAGGAACCCUGAUGGAGAGCUCAGGCCCUGGUGCUAUUCCUCAAAUCCGUCCAAACGCUGGGAGUUCUGCUCUAUUCCUCAAUGCAGAACUGAACCGUCCACAAUUGUACCAGAGCUCACCUGUAUUACUGGAGAUGGAAGCUCUUACAGGGGAACUGUUUCUGUUACCAAAUCAGGGAAAACUUGCCAGAGCUGGACAUCUCAAACACCUCACAAACAUGACAGAACUCUAGAAAACUACCCCUGCAAAGGUCUUAAAGAGAACUACUGCAGGAACCCUGAUAAUGACAGAAUGCCCUGGUGUUUCACCACAGACCCCAAGACCCGCUGGGAAUACUGCAAUGUGUCAAGAUGUGAUGACCAACCUAAAUCUGGUCUGUAUCUGAAAUGUGGACAGCCAGCAAUAGAAACAAAAAGUUGCUUGUGGCAUGUUGUUGGGGGAUGUGUUUCUGAACCCCACUCCUGGCCUUGGCAGAUCAGUCUUAGAAAAGGUGCUGAGAAAUCUCACUGGUGUGGUGGAACUCUGAUUGAUCCGCAAUGGGUCCUCACCGCAACACAUUGCCUUAAGGAGUCUCCAAGUCCAUCUGUUUACAAGAUCUUCCUCGGAAUCCACACAAAAAAUGGGUCUGAAUCAUCCAAACAGGAACGAGGUGUUAUUAAAAUGGUUAUGGAACCAUCUGGAACUGACAUUGCACUUAUAAAGCUAGACAGGCCAGCAGUACUUAAUGAUCAGGUAUCGCUUGCUUGUCUACCAGAAAAGGACUAUAUUGUACCAGACGCUACUGAAUGCUUUAUAACAGGCUGGGGCAAGACACAGAGAACUGGUGGAAAGGGUUACCUGAAAGAGGCCGGCGUACCAAUAAUUGAGAACAAAAUCUGCAACAAUCCGUCAUUUUUGAAAGGCCGCAUAAAGGAACAUGAGAUGUGCGCUGGACACAAAGAGGGCGGAAAAGACUCUUGUCAGGGUGACAGCGGUGGACCUCUCGUCUGCAAAGCACAGAACAAGUUUGUUCUUCAGGGAGUGACAUCAUGGGGUAUUGGUUGUGCACAAGCUAUGAAACCUGGAGUGUACGUACGAGUCUCUAAGUUUAUCAACUGGAUUGAACAAACCCUGAAAGAAAAAUGAUGCAUCUAGCUUUCCUGUGGCUCAGUGGUAAGAUCAUGGCACUAGCAAUGCCAAGGUCAAGGCUUCGAUCCCACAGGAUUGCACAUAGUCAGAAACAAAAGUAUAAUAUAAUGCAAUUUAAGCUACGUCUGCCAAAUGCGUAUUUGCAAAUCUUGAACACAAAUGUAUAAUGGGAUAUACAUUAGAAUUUAAAUGUACAUCUUCUCUAUAGAAUAAAAUUAUUAUGAUACAAAA
This is a messenger RNA of Triplophysa dalaica, 4232 nucleotides long. RefSeq names its product plasminogen-like. Gene Ontology annotation, biological process: proteolysis. Gene Ontology annotation, cellular component: extrinsic component of plasma membrane. Lineage: Eukaryota; Metazoa; Chordata; Actinopteri; Cypriniformes; Nemacheilidae. Bases 69 to 3998 code for a protein of 1309 amino acids. The transcript is spliced from 25 exons. Gene Ontology annotation, molecular function: serine-type endopeptidase activity; signaling receptor binding. The record is from RefSeq and is a predicted model, not a curated record.